This is a messenger RNA of Aspergillus ochraceoroseus IBT 24754, 1458 nucleotides long. RefSeq lists its product as uncharacterized. The transcript is spliced from 3 exons. Bases 1 to 1458 code for a protein of 485 amino acids. Lineage: Eukaryota; Fungi; Ascomycota; Eurotiomycetes; Eurotiales; Aspergillaceae. The record is from RefSeq and is a predicted model, not a curated record.
AUGUCCCCACAAUCCGUGAGUGCGGAUAGCUCGCCCCAGACAUACGAACCCGCUACCCCAAGGGAGUUUGUUGGUGGUCACAACCACGGAGCAAUGGCUUUACCGAUUCAGGAUUCACCAGAUAUGGCUGCACCGUUAAAAAGCCCGCGGUCGGCUCGAUUCGCGGAAGCAACUGCGGUUCACUCUCCCACUGAUCCAAAGGACAGUAACCAAUCCCCAUUUGCAGAUCCUCCGCAUCAAUCUCAGACCCCCCCUGAUGUUUCUGAUGUUGGUUUCGGCUAUGUCAAUGCUCAAGAUACGUCCCACCAUGUUCCACCAGCGUCGCCGCUGAAAAGCGCUUUGAAGGUACCAGGAACCCCUGGUCGGACGUUGAACCCUCUUAGCCCGACUUUCCGUGAAGAGUUCUACCUGGAGAAGCAAGAGAAGUCAGCAGAAAAAAUGAACGCGAAGGACUUGGUCAUCAAAACUCGUAUCCGAGUGGCCAAGAUCUUUCUUCGUUUCAUCAGCUUUGGCUGCAGUAUAAUUGUGCUCGCUAUUUUGUGUACGACGUUGACAAUCUUCCAUACGACCCGGAGUUUGCCCUCGCGCAGCGGCUUGACUCCGUGGUCCACGAACACAAACCCGUGGCCGCAGUAUAUGACGUUGGGCGUGGCGUGCCUGUCGUUAUUGACCUGUCUUGUUGUCUUCUGGACUUGGAGAAAACGCGGCCACAAGCGUGCAGAAAAAGUUGCUACUUAUUACACCAUAUUCUCCGUUGGCUUCUUCAUAUUCAGUCUAAUUUUGUGGAUUGUCGCAGUUGUGGUUUACCAGAACGCCAAGACAAUCGGAAAUGGCCAGGAUAUCUGGGGUUGGUCUUGUAAGAACAAUAAGAGAGAGAAGGUGUACAGCAACGACAUCGACUACGCCCUCCUAUGUCGUCUUCAAGAUUGGGGAUUGGUGUGCGCGGUUAUAGAAGUUGUGAUUGAAGUCCUGGUCAUUCUCAUCUACGCCGUUGCUUUCUAUCGAUUCUGGAGCAAGCGUCGACUCGCUAAAUCUAUGGAUCGCCGAGACAAGGCUCGAUCAGAUCUGUACCUGGCACAGCUACGACUACAAUCCGCGCCCAAUACACCGGGAUUCCCAUACACCCCUAAGUCUCCCUGGGUAUCAACAACCAUGGUCAAAGACCCUUACUCCGCGGCCGAGAAUGGCGAGGCAACUCCCACCCAGUUUGCAUCUCCUCGAUCGCCAACGAGACCUCAGCCGAGCUUUCAACUCCAAGCACCCCCAAUCCGUGUGCACCACGCAACACCCAAGACAGAACAGGGUGAAUUCUCAGCUCCCGUUCCGGCCCCCUCCCGCACUCCUUCCCAAGAGCACAUGGGCGCUGCGCCGGGCGAGAAGACCUACGAAUCCGUUCCUAUUCCGGGGGCCUAUGCUAGUCCGAUGACAUCGAGCUUUCCCCAGGGAACCCACCAGUAA